AUGGGCGAGGAGACUGAUGUGUCUGGCCGGAUACCUGGAAACUCUCAAGGAGGCAACCCCCAAGAUCCAGAAUCAUUAUUGCCGUCUCCAAACAUCGGUGACAGCCUCCUGGACGACUGGACCUUGCAUCUCAACCAAGUUCAACCGCCUUCUCUAUCCCUGACACCCGCCAACACGGCCACCAAUCAACAGCCAUACCACAACAACUUCUCAAAUCCAGAUUCCCUUCAAACUAGUAGGGUAUUCCGUCCCACCCAGCUUUCCACUUCGGACACGAUCCGGCAACCAUCUUUAAAAUUUCCUCUUUCCGGGGGCCUUCGAAAUGACCUAUCGGGUGAUAUUGAUUCCAAAGCAACCAAGGAUCCUAUGGCUAAUGAUACGCCCCUCGGACCACGGUUGCUGGCCCAGUCUGUUCCAAGGCCAUUUUCACGAUCGGACUCUAACGGCGUGAUGGAAAGGAGCAGUCCCCGCACUCGGAGAACGUCUAACCCUAACCCCUCAAAAACUAAAGGACACCAUUCGAGACGUCAUUCCAGAACACAUUCGGAGGUGCUUCGGGACGACACAAACGGUGCUCGCCAAGCAGCCUAUCCGACAUCUCAUCGAAUCAGUCUCCCUCUUACGCCUAAAGGAGUUACUGGUUUCAAUCAAGUCGCAAGCCCGCCGACCUCGAGAUCGACAUCACUCCCUCGACUUAAACCGACAGCCAGCGAUCGUCGAGCUGCUGCGGGUGCUCUUCCUGAACCAUCCUCUAUUCGCCCUGUUCCGCUCCCAUCUUCCCUAAAGCAUCCUCAACGUGCUUCCCCGCAUAUAUCAGAAGAUCAAAUCUGGCAUGCCAUUGGCAAGAGGAAAGAUAGAGUAGAUCAUGACAACACCGGCGGCCCGGCUGAGGUAGUUGAUGCUGCACUUCCAAGAAGCAUUCUCAAAUCAACAACAUCUACGCUGGGUUCCGCGAAUGGUUAG
This is a messenger RNA of Cantharellus anzutake, 963 nucleotides long. RefSeq lists its product as uncharacterized. The coding region runs from base 1 to 963 and encodes 320 amino acids. The transcript is spliced from 3 exons. The record is from RefSeq and is a predicted model, not a curated record. Lineage: Eukaryota; Fungi; Basidiomycota; Agaricomycetes; Cantharellales; Hydnaceae.